This is a messenger RNA of Prunus mume (Japanese apricot), 1603 nucleotides long. Its product is annotated as Pectin lyase-like superfamily protein. Gene Ontology annotation, biological process: carbohydrate metabolic process. The record is from RefSeq and is a predicted model, not a curated record. Gene Ontology annotation, molecular function: polygalacturonase activity. Lineage: Eukaryota; Viridiplantae; Streptophyta; Magnoliopsida; Rosales; Rosaceae.
AUGAAGAGGAGCAAAAAUUUAUCUUCUCUACUUUUCUUGUUUUUUAUUGCGUUUCUGUCAUUUCUUAUAGCUUCAGUUGAGGCAAGAAAAAAUCAUACCAAGAAGAGCAAACCACAUAAACAUCAUCAAGGAAAGGGUGCCACCAGUGGCAAUAACACUCAUAAUUCACAUUUGCCUGGCCCUGCUCCAGCCCCUCCUCAACCCCAACAGUCUACCGUUUUCCCCAUCUUGUCAUUUGGUGCCAAGGGUGAUGGAGUCUCCGAUGAUUCGAAGGCACUUGUAGCAGCAUGGGAAGCGGCCUGCAGGGUUAAAGGGGCAACUGUGGAAAUCCCUUCAGGAUUCAAGUUCCUCAUCCAGCCUAUAACUCUUGAUGGCAGCGGUUGUAUGCCUGACCUUGUUCUUCAGAUAGAUGGAACUCUCUUGGCUCCUUCAAAAGCAAGUACCUGGCCAGAAUCCAGUUUGUUCCAAUGGAUAAACUUCAAAUACGCUCGUAACUUCACCAUCCAGGGCACUGGCAUUGUUGAUGGCCAGGGCUCUGACUGGUGGAAUUCAUCUGCGCAUAAGAGGUCCGAGCACACUUCAGAUACGAAACCCACUGCUUUGAGAUUCUAUUGUAGCUCAGAUGUCACAGUUCGAAACAUCAAAAUCAUAAACAGCCCUCAGUGCCACUUAAAAUUUGACAGCUCUUCAUGGAUCAAAGUGAACAACAUUACCAUCACUUCACCAGAUUAUAGCCCAAAUACAGACGGCAUUCACUUGCAGAACACACAAAACGUGGAAAUUCACCAUUCUACUAUUGGCUGUGGAGAUGACUGUGUAUCCAUACAAACAGGAUGCUCUAACGUUCAUAUUCAUCAUAUUAAAUGUGGCCCUGGCCAUGGCAUAAGUCUAGGAGGACUCGGAAAAGCCGAAAGUCUAGCUUGUGUCUCAAACAUCAUCGUGAACAACAUUUUAUUUCAGAAUACUCAAUCAGGAGUUAGGAUCAAGACUUGGCCGGGAGGAAAAGGGUCCGUGAAGAAUGUAUCAUUCUCCAACAUCCAGGUUUCCAAUGUGGGGGUUCCUAUAGUGAUAGACCAAAACUAUUGUGACAACAUGAAGAAGCAUUUGUGCCAGAACCAAACUAGAGGAGCUGUGGCAAUCUCAGGUGUUAAAUACGAUAAUAUAAUUGGGAAUUAUUCAAAGGAGCCAAUUCGUCUAGCUUGUAGCAAUGACACUCCAUGCACAGAUGUGGAUCUUAUUGAUAUCCAGCUUAAACCUACAACCGGGGACCCGAGAUCACUUCGAUCCGAUUUGUGUCGAAACUCUUAUGGGAAGUCUAAAGCUCCCUUGCUUCCUUCAGUCAUAGACUACUGCUUGAGAAGGGAUGGGGGUCAAGUCAAGCAUAUAGCAAGGUCGCUUGAGAAGAUGUGUUAGAAAGAUUUAUUUGAUUUAGUGGCUUCUUUGAGCUUCCCUUCUACAAAAAUAUUUUCAAUUCUGUUUGAAGGUGAUGGAUGGUAUAAAAAGAUAUUUAAAAAUAUUUAUGCUUGCUGUGGUAUUGUAGUGUAAUUCAGUUCGUACUUUGUAUGAAAGAAAAAAUAAAAUAGUUUCUUUGUUCUGAGUAAAA